Messenger RNA from Diospyros lotus (date-plum), 922 nucleotides. RefSeq lists its product as uncharacterized. The record is from RefSeq and is a predicted model, not a curated record. The coding region runs from base 15 to 707 and encodes 230 amino acids. The transcript has 3 exons. Lineage: Eukaryota; Viridiplantae; Streptophyta; Magnoliopsida; Ericales; Ebenaceae.
CUACGGAAGCGACGAUGGAUCUUCAAACUCUUAAAAUGGAUCAUCAUCAUCGAAGAUCCAACUCCAAGUCCAAGUCCAAGUCCAUCUCUAACUACAUUCCAAAAAAGCCUCACAAGUUCACCAAGAAGCGCUUGGAGUCUGCACAUCAAUCGGUUGCAGGCGAUGACUCCCUCCAUUUGCCCAUCGACUUGGAAGAGUUCUCGUUGCUUCCUGACAUUCCUGAGGCUCACCCAUUCCGUGGAUCUGCAGAGAGCUUCGUUACAUCACUGAGUCCCGAACUUCUACCUUCAUCGGAAACGAUUUCUCCGGCUUAUCUGAGUCCAUUACACUCCGCUAUCACUGCAAGCAAGGACGAAGCAGACGAUGUCUCGCUCGGCCUUUGCGCAUCGGCCGAAUCGAAGAACAGUAACGACAUUAUUGCUCUGGAGGCAGAGAUAGUGGUGAAUCAUCUCAGGCAAGCGCUAAGUCAAGUUGCAAAAGCAACUGACGUCGAUCUCCCGUCCAAAAUGCUGUUAAAUGCAUUGAUCGAGAUGGUGGUUGAGCAGUUCGAUGCUUUGCCGGAAGAGAGAGACAGGUUUGCUGAAGUUACUACGAAGAAAAUUCGAGUGGUGUUCCUGACUCUCCUUGCUUGGUUACUUGCUAUGUUUGCGGUGUUCCUCUUCGGUUCUAGGGGACGCAGCUCCGUUACUGGACCACCACCGACAUGAAAUCUGGCAUUAUCAGUUGCAGGCUCCUAAGACGGUUAGAUUUCUUCACUUGAUCAGGUCGCUUUUAGUGCCUCUGUCCCCUGCCUAAUCUCUGGAUUUAUUAGAUACCACUAAAUGUACAAGAAUAUUUUGCUCUGGAAGUUACUUCUUUACAUAACAAAUUUUCCAAAUACUAUUUUCUGUUUCUUUCCCACAUGGAAGAGGGUAUGAACUCA